Messenger RNA from Cutaneotrichosporon oleaginosum, 1429 nucleotides. Its product is annotated as mitochondrial 37S ribosomal protein mS29. The record is from RefSeq and is a predicted model, not a curated record. Lineage: Eukaryota; Fungi; Basidiomycota; Tremellomycetes; Trichosporonales; Trichosporonaceae. Gene Ontology annotation, cellular component: mitochondrial small ribosomal subunit. Gene Ontology annotation, molecular function: structural constituent of ribosome.
GCAAAGUACAUCGCACGCCAUACAGCGACAACAACCACACCAUGUCCGGGCUCAUCUCGCUGCGCGCCGCGGCGCCGAUUGCGUCGGGCUCGCGCGCAUUCUCCGUCUCUGCGGUUGUCGCGAAAGUCAAGGGCGAGAAGGCUAAGAAGGCGGCGACGGGUGUGCGCAAGAAGCAGGGGACGGGAUUCGGCGCCAAAGGCAAGGGCGCGGCGCGUGGCCCGGCCGCGCUGAUCAAGGCCGGCGGGCUGACGCUGCGCACGACGAUGGCGCAAGAGCCCGCCGACUUGUCCGACCUCGUACAGCUGUACCCCGAGGCGCUUGUGCCUCUGAACGCGGGUGCGGCGGCGACAUUCCCGCGCGCAACGUACGAGCACCUCAAGGCGUUUGGGCUGCCGAAGCGCAUCGCGGGCGAGCUGGGCACGGGCGGCCUGCCGGCUUCGGUGAUCCGGCAGGCGACGCUCGACCUCGUGGGCUCGUUGAACGCGGCGAAGCGCGCCAGCUCGGCGGACACGCGCUUGCUCCUCACGGGCCCGCGGGGCGCGGGCAAGAGCAUGCUCAUGCUCCAAGCCGUGGCGUAUGCGAUUGAGGCCGGGUGGAUCGUGCUGUACGCGCCGCAGGCGAGCAAGUGGCUAGACUCCAGCUUGCAGUACCAGUACGACGCGGACAGCAAGAGCUUCCACCAGACGGAGCUGAGCCAGGGCUUGCUCGCCAAGCUCGCGGCGGUGAACAAGGCUGCGCUCGCCAAGGUGACGCUGCCGGAGGCGCUGAGUGUCGGCGGGGAGGAGUUUGCCGCGGGCGCCAAGCUGGCGGACGUUGUCGCACUCGGCGCGAAGGAGCAGCGCCUCGCCGUGCCCGCGUUCGCGGCGGUCGUCGACGUGCUCUCGAAGCAGACGGCCGUGCCCGUCCUCCUCGCCGUGGACGAGAUGCACGCACUCUUCCGCACGUCAGAGUACCGCGCGCCCGACUACACGCGCCUCGAGCCGUACCACCUCUCUGCGUCUGCGCUGGUGCUGGACCUCUUUACGGGCCGCAAGGCGUUUGGCGCCGGCGCGGUCCUCGGCGCGCUCUCGUCCAGCAACACGCAGUGCCCCGUCUCCGACACGCUGCUGCACGCGCUCGGGCUGCCGACUACGCACCCGGUGCACCCGUAUACGGCGCACGACGAGGUGCACCUCGCGAACGCGAGCUCGGGGAUCAAGCCUGUCGAGGUGCCGCUCGGCAUGACGGGCGCCGAGGCCGCGGCCAUGUUUGAGGUGUGGACGCGCAAGGGAUGGGCGACAAAUUCCGCCGACGACGUGUUCCUCGGCGCACUGAAUGCGUCGGCGGGCAACCCGGGGGAGAUGGCGCGCGGGUGGCUCAACUCGCACCAGGCCCACGUCUAGACACCGCUCAUUACACAUUGCAUGCGACUUUUCAUGGCUGUUCGUGA